Candoia aspera is the source of this 3346-nucleotide messenger RNA. It is a transcript of the gene NDUFV3, whose product is annotated as NADH:ubiquinone oxidoreductase subunit V3. The transcript is spliced from 4 exons. Bases 443 to 1420 code for a protein of 325 amino acids. Lineage: Eukaryota; Metazoa; Chordata; Lepidosauria; Squamata; Candoiidae. The record is from RefSeq and is a predicted model, not a curated record. Gene Ontology annotation, cellular component: mitochondrion. Gene Ontology annotation, biological process: mitochondrial ATP synthesis coupled electron transport.
AAAAACUGCAUCCGCUGAGAAAGUAUACACUGUCGCAAUCUUACGGGCAUUUCGCCAGAAAACUGACAAGAGGUUUCCAUAAUCUCGUGGCAAUGAACGCCCCGGGGGAGGCGUCGUCAUAGAGAGGAGAACGUAUUGAGGGAACGCAACGCUGCAUCCAAGAGAAUGACCUAAGAACGUUCUUCCAACGUUUUUCGCUGAAGUUCUGUCUGCCUGUCUUUAGAAGUACACGGAGCAGAAGGGCGCCCCUCCGCUCAGUCUCUCGAACUGAAGGGAACCCUCCAGUCCUCCCAACUCCCGCCGCUCCUAAGCAAUAGAAACGCCUCCAGCCCACGUGAGCGGUGUACUUAGCUCGGGAAGGCCGUUGAGGAAGGAAGAUCGGGUGGGAACCUUUUCUUUGCUGCCAAAGGAAAGCACGGAACAGGUUUUGGGGAACGCCAAGAUGGCGGUCUCUUUGGUCCUCGGCUGCGGUCGUGUCGCGGCGUUUAAGGCUUUAUCACUGCAGGCAUGGGGGCUACGAAAUCUUCCUUCUAUUUAUCUCUGCACCAAAUCAGUUGAUUCUAAAAAAGGCUCCCCAAAAGAUAAGAGUGAGGUCAUAACUGACAGUAAACCUGAUGCAGCUGUAAAAUUAACAGAUGAAGAUCUGAGAAAAUUCUUGGCAAAGAAAACUUUGGUAAUGUUUCCUCAGAAAGCACAGUUUCUUUUUGAGAGAGAGACAGUUUUCUCUUCAACAGAAGGCUUAGGAAAGAAGUCAGCAGAUGAAGAAUCUUUCUCUUCAUCAAGCUCUGGGUCAGAUUCUAGCUCUGAUUCUGAAGAUGAUGACUUCAGAGAGAAGCCACACAGACAAAAGGAACUCUACUGGACAACUGAUAACAAGCAGUUAGAAUCAGAUAUUAUGAAAACUGCUUCAAAACAAAGGCCUAAAGAAAUAUAUUUAAAGAAGAAGAACUUGGGAAUAGUGAUUACAGAGAGUCAAAAGCCGACAGAAGUUUUAUCUGAACGCCUGGAAGCAUCUCUCUCUGACUCUGAUCCACAGAGAACUCGGCUGGUGCCUCCACAAAAUAUAUCACAAAAUCUGAAACAGGAUGAAAUCAUAACAAAGGAAGUGCAAAAAACUGAGAUGCAGGACAGAAUUUCUGAAGAGCCAGGGGCAGACGUUUCAAGGGAAAAUAUGCCAGUGGUAGAAAGCACCCUGAAGGAGGAGAUCAUCCCAGAAGCAGGAGCUCAAGUUGAAGAACAAAGCACUCCACAGGAGGCCAAGCCAUCACUUGAAACUGCUCAAGAAACAUAUGACAUUUCUACCUACAAGAACCUGCAGCAUCAUGAAUAUCAACCAUUCACUUUUGUGGAUUUUGAUGUCUUCUUGUCAAAAUUCAGGCUGCCUCAGCCAUCUUCUGGGCGGUUAUCUCCAAGACACUGAACUAAUUGUGGAAACCAAAUAAAUUCUGGCAAAGUAUUUUGCUUGUGAGUGUUAUAAAUUAAUUUUAGCAUUGACUCCUCUUGCUAAUAUGAAUUCAAAAUAAUUACAGUUAUUGCUGAUUGUAUGCCAAAUUAGUUCUAAUAUUAAUUAUAACUUGAUAAUUUUCCCUGUUUAUGCUACCGUGUAGUGUCAUAGCACACUGGUACUACAUAUUAUCUAUGUAAUUCUAGUUUAUAAAAUGUAUGCAGAGUACAAAUUAGUUUGUAUUGAAUCUGAUGAAGUAUUUUUAAUCAGGUUAUAGUGUAUAUAUUAUUUUUACUAAAGAUGCAGCUUUAGAAACCUGGUGCUUCUUGCUGAAAAAUGUUAUUUUAACCUGAAGUAAUACAUAAUGAAUAAUGUUACUGUAAGAGGUAUAGAAAUAAUUGGGUUUAUGUGAAAGCCUAAUUCUAAGUAUGGAUGAAUGAGGAUGGGUGGCUUGCACUAAGGUCAAGAGAAUUAGCAUGUAAAUACUGUCCCCUUAAUUUAUAUAUGAGACUUGGCUUGAUAUAGAAAACUAUUUUAGAGAUGAAUACCCAAAGUAAAGGUUUGAAUAGAGAGUGUAUUGACCACAGCCAGUUCUUUCCAAAAUUUGCAGCAAAUGGAGCAGCUCUUGCUAGGCAUUUCUAGGAAGAGUUGGUUAGGUUUCCACUUUCCUAGAUCAGGUAGAAAUGAGUAAGACAAGAAGAAAUCAUAUUUGACAGAUAGUUGAUGAAUAUAUGUGAAAAAAAGAGGGAUGUAUCUACUUUUGUCUCUUAGCACUGCUGGUAUAUCUCCUUAACAUGCUGCCAUUAUGGCCCUAAUUUUCCUACCCUUAACUUAGAGUAAACAUAAUUAUGGACUAUUGAGAUUAAUUUUCAAACAUGCUUCAUAACUAGUUUUUUUUAAAAUAAUUUUCUCUGCAGCAAACAUAAAUGCAUUUUGUUUUGUGUGAGACAAGUGUGAUUUUAGAGCUGUGUUCAUUCUCAUGCUAAAAUCUUAGCUCUGACUUUUUUUUCUUUUUUGCUUAAUUUCAUCUUCCUUGAAAUAACUAAAAUAGCGAUUAUUGAAAUUAUGACAAAUUUAAGAUCCUGAGCUUGCACUUCAAAGUAUACCAGUUUAUAAUCCAGUUACCAUUAUAAUACUUUCUUUUUAAAUGCUGAUCAGCUUCAACUAGAUUACAUAGUUAAUUUGAACUGCUGAAGUUAUAUGUAUUCCUGCUGUUCUUAUUCUUGUGUUUAUCAAUUUUUAAAAAAAACUGGGCAGCUGGGUCACAUCAGAGGUCUGAAGACAAACAUAGGUAAUUGCCAAUGUUAGGAUCUAAAAUCUGAAUUAUCUAGCAGUUCACUUUAAACCAGAAGAAAGGUUUAAGGAGGUAAAAUAUUGCAAGAAGUGUAGAGUACAGAAACAUUUCCCCCCUUAAGAACAUGAUCUGGAAGAAUGAUCUUGAUCACACAUUCUUCAUUGGUCAAAGAAUGGAUCAAUCCUUGUGAGAACCCAAGGAAGUAGUUUGGAAGGUACGUCUAUUUUGUUUAAUUCUAUCUCAUUUCUUUGAGUUAAAACCAAAUAAAUACAAAGCAUGACCAAUCAACCCCACCCCCCAUACUAUUAUGUUUGGACAAGAGUGUACUUAGUAUUGAAACUUUAUUUUAACUUGUGUUUUGUUCCAACUGGGAGAAAAAAAUACACUAAUAAGCAAAAUCUAAUACCAGAUUUCAAAGUGUGUUUCACAACUACAUUUUUGGGAGAGAUUGCUUGUGAAUAUUCACGUUAUCUAAUCCUGAUUUCAGAGCUGCUUCAUACUAUUCCUGAAAUAAAGACUUGGUCUACUUGAUACCACACGUUUCCCUCCAACAGUGAGUUUUCUCUUAUUCAUUCUGUCAAAUAGUCACUUCAACAAUAAAAGGAAAA